CGAAGAAGAAGAAGAAGGGGUGAUUCAGGGGAAAUCGUUUUCAGAUCGUGAAGCUGAAACAGAGUAACAUAUCUCUUCCUCUGUUUUGACCUUGCCUCAUCAUCAUCGUCAAGCUUCUUACUUCGUCAGGCUACUCCCAUUCAAAUCAACCUCAUCUAUUUUUACCGACCUUAGGGUUCUUCUUCAGGUGGUUGGUUGGUUGAUUAGCCAUGGAACACAAUGGCUACACAAAGGAAACAAGGAAAGAACAUUUUGGGAGAAUGAAUGGUGUUGAGAGUGAGCUUGAUCCAUGGACUGCAUGGGCUUACAAGCCUCGCACUAUCUCCCUUCUCCUUAUUGGCGCUUGUCUUCUCAUUUGGGCAAGUGGAGCUCUUGAUCCUGAGAGCACUACUUCUCAUGAUAUUGUCACAUCUGUUAAAAGGGGAGUGUGGGCUAUGAUUGCUGUUUUUCUUGCUUACUCUCUGCUCCAAGCUCCUUCAACGGUUCUAAUCAGGCCACAUCCUGCAAUCUGGCGCUUAGUUCAUGGAAUGGCCAGACGUGAUGAUGCUAGGCAGUUCAUGAAGUUUCUCCACCCUGACCUUGGAAUCGAACUUCCUGAGAGAUCAUACGGUGCUGAUUGCCGUAUUUAUGUAGCUGAUCACCCAACAAACAGGUUUAAAAAUCUUUAUGACACAGUAUUUGACGAGUUUUUCUUGGCUCACAUAUUUGGAUGGUGGGGAAAAGCAAUUCUGAUCAGGAAUCAGCCGCUUCUGUGGGUGCUUUCUAUUGGUUUUGAGUUAUUGGAGCUUACUUUUCGGCACAUGUUACCAAAUUUCAACGAGUGCUGGUGGGACAGUAUUGUCCUUGAUAUCUUGAUAUGCAACUGGUUUGGUAUCUGGGCAGGGAUGCAUACUGUACGCUACUUUGAUGGAAAAACAUACGAGUGGGUUGGCAUUAGCCGCCAACCUAACAUUAUUGGCAAAGUAAGGUUUUGCUCAACCUCAAGAGUGCAUACAACAGUUUUACACUUGUUGAGAUGUUUGAAUUUUUUAUUUCAGGUGAAAAGGACACUAGGGCAGUUCACACCAGCUCAUUGGGAUAAAGACGAGUGGCAUCCUCUGCAGGGACCUUGGCGUUUUGUUCAAGUACUCACUCUUUGCAUCAUCUUCUUAACAGUGGAGCUGAACACAUUCUUUCUCAAGUUUAGCCUGUGGAUCCCUCCUCGAAACCCAGUGAUUCUCUAUAGGCUGAUCUUGUGGUGGCUCAUAGCGAUACCAACAAUACGGGAAUACAAUUCAUAUCUACAAGACAGGAAACCUGUGAAAAAGGUAGGAUCAUUCUGUUGGUUAUCAACAGGGAUAUGCAUAGUAGAACUUCUCAUCUGCAUCAAGUUUGGAACUGUUGUUGUGGUGUGGUACAAAAACAGGAUUAUACCCAACAGAAAUGCCAUUGUGGGUAGUUACACUCUGGGGAAGUGUGGGACUUGGACUUGUGGCCUUCUUGCUGGGUUGGACAUGGAAGAUCCAGAAGACGCUCGAGAGAAAGAGACGCUAAGCUCAUCACAGCAGAGGGGAGACAGUGAAAAUGCUAUUGGAGAAGAAAACAAUAUAUUUGCUGCCAUCAACAUGAUGCACUAG
Messenger RNA from Eruca vesicaria subsp. sativa (arugula), 1616 nucleotides. The record is from the annotation of a GenBank genome assembly. Lineage: Eukaryota; Viridiplantae; Streptophyta; Magnoliopsida; Brassicales; Brassicaceae.